AGCCAAUAUGCAGGCCAGUGAUAGGUUCAACAUGAAUUCCCAGCUCGAACACCUUCAAGCUAAGUACGUUGGAACAGGGCAUGCCGACUUGCAUAGAUAUGAAUGGACCGUGAAUAUUCAGCGUGAUAGCUAUGCCUCCUAUAUUGGUCAUUAUCCUAUUCUUUCGUACUUUGCUCUUGCGGAGAAUGAGUCGAUUGGGAGAGAACGUUACAAGUUCAUGCAGAGAAUGCUUUUGCCUUGCGGUCCUCCCCCAGAAAGAGCAGACGAUUGAGAAUGUUCUUGUACGGAUAAGGACGUGAACGUUUCUGAUAUACUCUGUUCUUGGAAGUAAUCAUAUGGUAACAGUAUGUACUGAAUUUUA
Molecule: messenger RNA, 361 nt
Organism: Rosa rugosa (rugosa rose)
Lineage: Eukaryota; Viridiplantae; Streptophyta; Magnoliopsida; Rosales; Rosaceae
Exons: 1
Coding region: 8-271 (87 amino acids)
Biological process (GO): mRNA splicing, via spliceosome
Cellular component (GO): precatalytic spliceosome; U2 snRNP
Source: RefSeq, a predicted model, not a curated record